Amoebophrya sp. A25 is the source of this 5984-nucleotide messenger RNA. Lineage: Eukaryota; Dinophyceae; Syndiniales; Amoebophryaceae. The record is from the annotation of a GenBank genome assembly.
AAAAUCUGCUUCAAAGACUCUUCAAUUCAGCCAUAUCAGCAUGAUUCGGUCUUCACAACGAGCGGCUAAAGAAAAUUGGCAAAAUUGAGAAAAAGCUUGGGCUUCGGUCAUCAAUUCGAACAGAAAGUAAAAGUUCUCUGUGAUUCUAAUCGUGACUCUAAGCGUAAUAUCAUCGGUCGUUACUGCCUCGUGCGACUACUACUUACACUAAUAUCAUCGUUACUGCCUCGUACAACUGAUAUCAUCGGUCGUCGCUAGGCUCUCCCUUGUACAAGUAUGCAUACUUCUCAGUAACCACUGCUCUCCAUCCAUAUCAUGUGAGAUCUUCUAGUAUCCACAUAUGAUUCAUUGCUGUGGUGCCCUUGAUGGAACGAGAUUCAGAGCGUGCUGUUGGUUAAAAUGCCUCUAUCCAUCACGUUGCAGUGCUAGUGGUUGACAAGCUGUAAAUCUAAUAAUAUUUCUUCCCUGUACUACUCUUUCCAAACUUAUCCAACAUUAGUCGUGUUCAAGAGGAAUCGUCCUCGGACUUGUAGUUGUAGUCCAACUUCAACAGUUUUAGUCCAACUCUGAUGCACUAUCGAAGCAUAAUCUAAGACUUGUGAUUCAAUUUUUUCACCUUGUUGAUUGCCGUGAAAAAAACAUGAGUGGCAUUCUCAACUACCAAUUCGGCGGGUCGUCUAGCAGCACAGCUGCGAGCUCGUCCUGCGAGAUCCGUUCGACGCACAGCUAUUUUGUGCAAGAAGACGAGCACGACAACAGCCGGGUGUACACCACUAGCCGCGAGGCCGGUUCCUCCAUGGGAAGAAAGACAACAAAGAUGAUGAGGAAAGGCCCAAGUAGAGAGAAAGACGAGACGAGACGUGACGAGGCGAGACGUCGACAAGGUAUUCUUUUCAUCACUGUGUAGCUUAUACAUGAAUAUACUUGUGUCUAAUAAGCAAGAAGACGUCAUCUUUGGGAAGAUUGAUGCACCUUACUGCUCUGUAGAGGUCACUUACACGAAUGUACUCUACCUUGUUCAUUCUGAAAGAAGUACUAACAUGACUUCGAUAGGAGAGAAGUUAUUCCCUGUUGUACCCAUUUUCCUGCAGGUCAACAGGGCAGUCGCGAUGGAAACCGCAGGCGACCAGCGAAGACCCUGUUUGCCACGUCUUCGGCUGCGUUACUUCAUUCUUGCGGCGUUUCUUUGGUGGCCGGCCGGCAAAUGGCUGUUCCGAACGACUCUAUCGAUAACCUUAUGGCAAGUAACAACCUAUUUUUGGGAUGAUGAGGUGGUCAUAUUGUAGGUGAUUUUUCUUUUCCCUCUUUUACGCAAGAAGAGAACAAGCCACAUGACCGCCUAGAAGUAAGUAGAACGAACCUCUAUUUUUUGAUUCUUUUACUUCGCUCUAAUUCUUGCAGCGAAUGGGUGGGUGGUGAAGCUCAAGACACAAGAGACGAGACCAGCACUUCUCCUGUGUUCACUGGGCACACAGGAAGAAAAACGGAUGAGAGUCAUGGGCGCCGCAGCACGACUGAGCACACAGAGCAUCGGACCGCCAGCGAGGUCCGUCGAAGUAGAACGACCGUCACCGUGGAUGAACUAGGGGAUUUGCAACUGCUCGACGAGUCGAGGGCCGAUGGCGACGCUUUGAUGCAAGUGGUGGAUGAGAGUGCGCAACAAGAUGUAACUGGAUAUGCAUUCUUCACUGACGUAGCGGACGAGCAGGAGGCCAUGGAAUUCGCCUGGGAUGGAGGACCAGCACUGAGGAAUCGCCGUGACCCUGGUCGUGCGUCCUCGACAUGGAGGUGGACGAACGCGACAGCGGAGUCGUUCAUGCAGACGGAGUCAGCCACUAGUAGAGGCAGUGUACCAAUAGAUGCAUUUUCGUCAUCGUCCGGAACCAAACCCAAAGGAGACUCGUGCAUUGCAUACGGCAGCAACGACGAAGCGGCUGAGAUCGAGAGGAUGCUUAAUGGGCGUUUGACAUCUAAACUCUAUCGAGCUGCGUAUCAACAUGCUCAAAAGCUUCCGCGCUGCUAUUUUCCGGAAGUAUACGCACGCGGCAAGCAUGCGAGUAGCGUACAGAUAUCGGAGUACAGCUUGUCGUCAUCUACGGAUGAGUUUGGCUACUGGAGCGAAUGGGUCAAGAAUUAUGUCUGACAUAAGUAUACUCAUCCCCGUUGUAUCCCUCUACAGCACACUCGAGGGAAAUUCGCUCUGAACAUCCUAUGCAUAGAUUUGACUUCUUGUCGGCUCUAAUGUCCGUGGAUGCGGUUAAAUCCGUACUCUAUGGCCGUCAGCCAAACCGAGUUCUACGAGAACUACCAGAAAACUCUAGCGCAAGCCUACCUCAUCAGCCGGUACCUUUCUUUCGCAGGUUACGUCAUCGCCUUCAUAGCGACGAGGCCGUCUGGCAUCUUCUUGCAGAUCCUGAACUUAGUACUAAGGGACAUCAUGUUCGAGAAGUCCCCACAAGCUUCUUCAUCACAGGCCAAGGAACCAGGCUCUCCGUUCCCAUAUGGGUCGCUUGCCGUGGAAGACCAGUUGAACAAGGAGAUGGAGGUCAUCCUGCGUCUCUUUCCAGCAGGUGAUCAUGAUAAUGUGAUGAAGGUAGUCUGUAAGUACCACGAGAUGGUGGUUUCGGAGUUCAAAAGUUAGGGGAAAGUAUACGCAUUGACAUAUGGCCUACGUCGUUUCGUCGAGAUAGCCUUUCCAAUGUACUUGAACGUGGUAGAAAAUAAGCCGUGAAGGCAUCACUUUCAUACUAAAUAGAUCCUAUUAGAAAAGAUGCGGCAUUCCCAUAGGAGGAGAUAGCUCAGCCCUCCCCACGACCUCUAACGCAACAAGUGUCAAGGCAAGACAGAGGGACCGGAUGGUGAUCGCUGCUUGCCGGUGGCACAGGCCGCGGUUGAGGCAAAACUUAACCUGGUGUCCGCCAGUGCCACCCUACAGGACUGCCGCCCGAGCGAAUCAGCUCUCUCUUAAGGCAACUAUGAAGCCUAUUGAGGACUUGAAGACUCAAGCUCGAUUGCGUUUGCUUCGUGUGUCAAAAUUUAUAAGCUUCAGCAGCGCAUCCGCAUCCUCAGCAGCAUGCUUGCUGUCGUUUUUUCCCUUAGUGAAAAGGCCUAAUUGUCAACACUACACUCGAGUAGCCGGGAGCUGUCCCGGGUGUUGAAGCUUACUUGCUGGCAGAUAUCGUAUUCUACUUCUGGUUUCAUCGCCGGUAACUCUAACUCUCUUUUCUGUCGGGAAAGGGGGUGAGCGCUCGAAUGGACUGGCAGGGAGAUUCACGAGGCACUCUGAAGAGCACAGUACGUGAUAUCCUAGAAGAGAUGCCAAGUUAAGACUCCGAGGCCCCCUACAAGAUCUUCUCUUUGUAUUUACCUAAGGGAUUAGGAACAAGUACUUUGUCGUAGUGAUGUCUACGUUUCAAAUUUGGCUGUCAUACCACUGCCUCUCUGUCACUUAUGAAAUCGAGACGAUGCUUAUGCACUCAGACAGUUAAUUAGUGAAUCACGAAUGCUGUUGGCUCUAAUCGCAGGCGGCUGUAGCUCAAACUUCAGAUGUAGAGCAGUCUGCUCAGCUACAAACAAGUACUGACGACGUAGUACGCAGUAUCAUGGGGGUGUUUGACGAGAAAGCGUAUGCGGGCGCUGAACUUCAGCUGGUAGUAGUUGGCGGCAGUGGGAAAGUGCGUAGCGGCAUGAAUAGUAGACGACCAGUAGAGCUAGAGCGGAUAUAUUUUUCUCUUCCAUUCGGUGAACCAUCAUUUGGCGCGGAUACGGAUGGGGGUGUAUUUCUGACGACAUGCAAGCUCCUGAUGAAUCAAGUUGGCGCUGACUCGAAAGUCCAUUCAGAGGAGGAAAGCAAACAGGCAGAGACGCUGACUGGAGAUGAGAGUACCCUCACGAAAGAUUUGAGGCAGCACUUCAAGAAUUAUCUGCAGACGGUGCAACGGCUGGACCUGUACCCAAGACAAGACUGGCAUGUAUGCAUACACGUUUGAAAAACACGCACUCGCAACAUUUUCUGUUGUUGAGGAGAGAGAUGUUAUAUUUACAGGGUAGAUUUUUACAACGUAUCUAAUCGUCUACUACUUUCUCGUGGUCAUGUUGUAGUGUCUUUUUGGAGUGAGUCUCCUUAUUGCCCGCACAAUCUCUUUUCCCAUGAGUUCCAUCAAUCUGUGAACAAAGACUCUUGGCAACUUGGAAUGGCGCAGAUUCACUGAGUGUAGAUGCUCCUCUUUUUGUCUGAAAGGUAAUCUGGUACGGAAUUGAGGAUCCUACGUACUACCCAUCCCUCGAGUAGACAAGGAGAUUAUAGGUGUUGUAGCAGGUGCGUCCAAUAGACAAAGACGCAUAGAGUGAGAUAGAUCUAGGUCUAUUCUUAUUUUUGACUAGGAGGCGUCCAUAAUGUGCUCUAAGAAGUAAUUUUUACGACGACAAGCAGUUUCGGAUUCUGCCGCCGCCCGUGUUUGAUGCAGAGAACAGACCAGCAGCUACGUCGUCGGGAAUGCACAUUUUGCGCCUAGCGGAAAAUGCGGACCAAGCAGAAAAACGACUAGAGGUUUUGCGCAACUGGUACAAGAAGCUGAAGGAGAUUGUUACUAAGAGUGGGAUCUUCGACGGCAAAAAGGAACAGGUUGGAGAUGAAUAGUGACUUGUUGAAAUAUUGAAAAUAACAGAGUUAGAGAAAAUGGGUUCAAAGCAAUGAUGGGUUCUUUUACUAUUUGCAUCCUCUUCCUUCAUUUUUGUGAAUCAGGACCUCGUGUGGACCUUCUAGAGAAAAAAUCGCACACAAGGAACGAAAGAAGUUGAGUACCUUUUUUCAUGAUUUGCGACACUCUUGUCUUAUUCAGGUCGGCCUCUCCAAGGCUACGGCCGGGUCUACGCUUGGCGAUCCGGCAGCGCUGUCUCAUUAUGUUUGGCUUCUUUUGCAGUGAAUAAGAAAAUAGAGUGAUUUGGAAUGUUCUUUGUCGGUCUUUAUCUCUGUUUGUUCCGUCGGCGUGACAACAUUAUCAAUUGGCUCAAGGGAUGCAAUUCGGCCGCAUAUCGAUAGGUCUGCACUUGUGUGCGGGUUCAGGCUAGCGCUCAAGGCCGAUAGAAUUUCGACUUUCGUGCAUAUAUUUUUUGAGCUUAGUGCUCCUCUUAGAACAUGAGUUGAAGGCGUUCACCUGCUAGCCUCAUUACAAUAUGUCUUCGUAAUGAUUCCAUAAAUUGAGUCAUGAUCUUGUUCUUCUUGUUCGUUAAUCGCUAACUCAUCCAUGGGUAUUGUCAGGUCUACGUCCUUGACAAAAAAUAAUGAGAAAGUUUGAUCCAGACCCUCCCGGAUUAUCUUGUUGAUGUGUCCUACCUUUCUUCAUGAUGAGAAGCCGGGGACGAGCAGCAGCAGCAGCACUUCAGCGCUCGAGGUGGCCGCUUCCGGCACAACGAGUAUCCAACCUCACGACGCCACUGCUGCAACCGAUAUCACUGCGGAUUCCUCGUCCGACGCGCAUUAUGGCUGGCUGACUAAUUGGGUGUCUAAUCAGUGCGUGGCAACGUAGUUUCAAGAUUCUAAGUGAGUAGAAAAUUACAAUGAGUUAGUUCAUCUUUGAACAGGUUCCUUGCUGGUUUCCACAUCAUUUCAUAAGGAAUGGCAGUACCAGAGUAAGUGGUGAAUCAUAUCUCCGAGAAACCAAAGGAAUGAAAAACCUCUAUCAAUGUGGACAAUGAGUUGUAGUUCGACUGUUAGUUAUUUUCCAAGCAGUUUCACCAGUGAAUACUCUAACAUUCUGAUCGCACCGGCAACGGCGAUUCGGCCACUCAGUCCCGUUUUACGGCAUCCGCGGAUUUUCUCGCCGACCCCUUGCAUCAGUAAGGAGCAUCAACAUCAAGGAAGACCACCUGUAGUAGGGACAUCAACAUCAAGAAAAAAUAACACAAACGAAUAUGAAAAGAAGUUUAGAAGAUGUUAGUGUAGGGGUAUUGACCUACAGAGAAAAAGUCCUUGUGUAUUUUUG